AUGUUUCUCUUUUUUGUAGCGGUCCUCCACGCGAUGGUGAUCGUCGGUGCUCAAGAUCAAAAUUGGCCCAUGCCCAGGCACCUGAGGAACGUUUAUAUAGAGUUUUUCGAUACUAUAAAUAGAGGCUUGGUUAGUCAUUUUUUCUUAUUCCGAGCUGGAGAGCAGAGGGAAUUCCCCCAUUGGAGUAGGCUAAAACUGGCGGAAAAAAUAUUGGUUACCCUAUGCGGUUUCGACCAAUUCAGGUAUGAGAUUGGGAAGCUUCCUUACGGAGCAAAAUAUGGGUGCUACCAUCUUGUCGCUCGUGGUGGGGAAGCUUGGUUCAUACGUAUUUUGUGCUUCUUCCGAACCACCCUAACACCAUGA
Molecule: messenger RNA, 363 nt
Organism: Ostertagia ostertagi
Lineage: Eukaryota; Metazoa; Nematoda; Chromadorea; Rhabditida; Trichostrongylidae
Source: the annotation of a GenBank genome assembly